AUGGAGACCACUUAUCGAUCUCUUGUAAGAUCCUCUAGAGCAGGACAUCACAUCAGUGGAUUGACCUAUGUAAACUAUCUGGGAGAAUUAAUCAAACAAUUAACACCAGCUCAAAGGACCCUGCAAAAA
Messenger RNA from Racocetra persica, 129 nucleotides. NCBI's taxonomy places the organism in Eukaryota, Fungi, Glomeromycota, Glomeromycetes, Diversisporales, Gigasporaceae. The record is from the annotation of a GenBank genome assembly.